AUGCUCCCAGAGCGCUUCAUUCACGAUGUCCAGACUCCAACGGACGUGCAAAACAUCAACAAGCAGUUCCCGGUGGCAGCAGGGUCGGAUUGGGCAGACACCCAGUACACCGAUCGGAUCAAGAUAUAUUUGGACGACACUGGCGGUGGCCAGGCCAUUGAUCCAGGCGAGUAUCGGUUCAGCUUCCCGGCUCUGGUGCCACCGAGCAUGCUGCGACCUCAGAACUGUAGUAUACCAUAG
Molecule: messenger RNA, 240 nt
Organism: Symbiodinium sp. CCMP2456
Lineage: Eukaryota; Dinophyceae; Suessiales; Symbiodiniaceae
Source: the annotation of a GenBank genome assembly